Molecule: messenger RNA, 325 nt
Organism: Salvelinus sp. IW2-2015
Lineage: Eukaryota; Metazoa; Chordata; Actinopteri; Salmoniformes; Salmonidae
Source: RefSeq, a predicted model, not a curated record
UGGUCCAGAGCCGGAGAUGUGGUCUCUGGGGGUGCUGCUCUACACAUUGCUGUUCAGUGAGAACCUCUUCUGUGAUGUGGAAGAGACUCUGCAGGCCAAACUCAAGCCCCCUUUCCCCGUCUCCUUAGACCGGCAUGCUGUGCUGUCUGGGCUGCUGCAGCCUGACCCCCGACCGAGGAUAACCCUGGAGCAGCUCCUACUGCAGAACUGGAUCCACCAGCCCAUCUGCCUGGCUGACUACAGCUGGGAGGAGGUGUUCCUCGACAGCAAGAGCCACGUUCAAGGCCCCAGAGCCAGUGUAGGGAGUCAGACCCUUUUCCAGUAG